Molecule: messenger RNA, 1261 nt
Organism: Meloidogyne enterolobii
Lineage: Eukaryota; Metazoa; Nematoda; Chromadorea; Rhabditida; Meloidogynidae
Source: the annotation of a GenBank genome assembly
UUUUUUAAAGUUUUUAGGCUUAAUGGACGAAUACACGGUUAAUGAAUUAUACAAAGUCAGAACAUCGCCUAAUGCUCAUAAAAUUUUCAAAAUUCUGGAUGACAGAAAAAGUGAUUAUCGACACUCUUUUAAAAAGUAUACGAAAAGUGUGCAGGAUUAUAUAGUUAAAAAUCGACAGCCAGAUCAUGAGAGAAAGACUCGAAUUGAUGUUUGGAAACUUUUAAGGAAAACUAUUGAACCGGGAAGCUAUUUAGCAAUGGGAGGAUCUACCUUAACUAAUUUAGCUACUAAAGGGGCAGAUUUGGAUCUCUGUUUUGCUGUCAGAUGUGAAGACGGGAGUUACACUGAAGAAGGUGUCAACAAUUUUGUUUUGAGCAAAAUUCAUAGAAUACUUGAACAAAAACCUUUUAUUACUGGAUUAAGGCAUAUCUGCGCUCGGGUCCCAAUUGUAACAGUCGAAUUAGCCUUUCCUUAUAUGGAUGUUAAAGUUGAUAUAAAUUGUAAUUGUGUAGCUGGGAUUUUUAAUACACAUUUACUUGCACAUCUUUCGAGACUGGAUAACCGUUUUGUGCAGAUGAAUAUGAUUCUCAAAAAAUGGGCAAAAGUUAAUCAUGUGGUUGAUCCAAGGAGAAAAUUUAAUAGUUAUACAGUCAGUUUAAUGAUUAUUCAUUUUUUGCAAUGUGGUGUUUAUCCUCCAAUUUUGCCCAAUUUAUUCAAAAUGUUUCCUAAACAUUUUGAUGGAACUGGAAAUGUGGAAGAUUUGGAUUAUGCUAUGGAACUUGACUUGCCUAAAAUACCAAAAAAUGAACGAACUAUUGGAGAAUUAAUUUAUGGAUUUUUUGAUUAUUAUACACGUUUUAAUUAUGAUGAAUGGGGAAUUUCGAUUAAAGAAGGGAAAAUAUUUGAUAGAAGUAUUUUGCCUGAUACAGAAAGAGAAUAUAUGUUUUUUAUUGAAGAGGCUUAUGAUGGAAUGACAGUCCCAAAAAAUUUAAAAAGGCAAAGUAAUUUAAUGGAAAUUGUUGGAGAAUUUAAACAGGCAAGAUUAUCAAUUUUGAAGGAUAUUUGUGAAAAUUAUCCUCCACCAAUUGACGAAACUGAAGAUUAUAGAGAUGAAUUUGAGGAGGAAAAUAAUAAUAAGAUUUUAAAGAGGAAUAAUAAUGAAAUAAACAAUUUGGCUGAUAAUUGGUAGAGGAUUUGUGAUGAACUUGAAAAAAGGAAGAAGAGUAUAUUUUUUUAUUAAAUAAAUUUUUUGAGGGUAUUU